UAUAUAUAUAUAUAUAUAUAUAUAUAGAGUUAUUUAACUUUUUGACUGACUUUCUGACACCUUUAGAUUUUUUUGUCUGCUUUAUCUUCCUAAGCCUCUUUCCCUCCUUCCCAAGUUAUAUUAUCAUAGUUGUUUGGAAGCGUUCACUGAAGCAUGACUCACAGGAAGUCACUCAGCCUCUACUUAGCUUCUUCAUAGCUUCCACUAAAUGUUGUUCUAUCAUGUAUUUGCUAAUUGCUAUAUAUUUACUUGCUCUGGGUUGUGUCUGGUCACCUUGUUUUCAAUGAUGAUUAUUAAAUUAAACCAUGUGAACCUACAGCAACACCCUAAUCACACAGUGGUGUGUUGAGACUAGAAAAAGGGAACCAGCACAGAACAACAUAUGACACUGAUUAACAAGAACAUAACAAAGUGAAAGAAUUGGUGCUAGUGUUGGUGUGUGUGUGUGUUAUGUAUAUAAACAGAUAUGAAAGCAGUCCAUCAGAUAUUACUUCUGCUAGUAAUUGUACUUGAAAUUAAGUAGACACAAACAGGCAGCUGUGGAAUUUAACCAAAGUACAAUCGUGAUCAUACAUCAGUUUUUGGCCGGUUAUUAAAGAUUUAAACACCUAAUAGUUUAAGAUACGUAACAGCUAAAUGAUAAAACAUAAAAGCACAAAUAGAAAAGAGUCAUAAAGUCAGCAUAACUGAACUGUCACUUCACAGCAUUAUCAAUGUAUGGUUUGCUAAGGUAAUCUAAGGUAUAGGUAUAAGGUAUAAGCUAACAUUAGCCACCAGUAGCUACAGGUACUACUAGAUCAAGCAAGGCCAUCACAGCAAAAUCCCUCAGGACAUUUUUAAUGCUUGUUGAAAUAAAUUAUUUAGACUGAUUAGUGAGCACACAAGUAGGGAAGCCAAAAUACAUGGCUAAAAGAAAUAAAAAAUUUGUUUCUGUCAUUCAAACUGGCAGUAGUACAAAUCUAAACUUUACCAAAGCAACUGGGGAAAAAAGAUAAAGAACCUAAGACUAAUAGCCAUGCUAGCAGCCCUGUGAAGCGAAGGCACAUCAGUGCUUUUGGCUGAAUGCUAACAUCAUCAUAACCACAACCACAAAUGUGACAAAUGAAAAAGAGGUCAAAACUCAGGGGAUCACCGCAGCCAGCAGCACAGCUUCAGGGCGCCUGAAACAGUUUCUCCUUUCUGCCACUUGAUGGAGCUGUGACGCUGUAAAACCAGUAUAAAUAGAACCAGAAUAAAUCUGUACUUCAUGCUAAAACUGCAUUUGUGUAGUGCUGAGGUCUUGAAAUACUGGAUAACUAACUUCUGGUGCAGCAUUGUGAAAUUAACUGAAUUAAAAAAAAAAAAGAAAAGAACACAAAACACAUCAUUCAUUCAUUCAAUUCACCGUGAAAUCUCUCCUAUCUUGUUCUGUCAGACUUUUCAGAUCCUUUCAAUUAAAGACUUCCUCCCUCUGCAGAUCCCCUUGCAGACCCCUACGGUCGCCGUGCAGAGUGAUGACGAGUGUGCGCGCCCCUUCACCCUCCCAUCACCACACACAAACACGAUAUACAACAACUGAUUGUGCGUCAGUGAAUGAUGUGCAUUGAAAAGUGCUGGCUCUCGGACGUCGAUGCUUGGCUGAGCAGGUGAAAGAGAAGCAAAGGUUCUGCAGAACUGCCAGCGCUGACGCACCUGUCCGGGACCGACCCUCCCACCUCCUCUUCGACACAUCACAGGGAAAGAUCUCCGUCCCGUCCCCAGUCCGGACCUCCGAGCCAGAGGAAGAAUGGGCAACAUGGCGACAGAGAUUGUCGCCUUUCUCCUGACCGUCUCCGGGUGGAUCCUGGUGUCGUCCACCCUGCCGACAGACUACUGGAAGGUGUCCUCUGUGGAUGGGACGGUCAUCACCACGGCUACCUUCUGGUCCAACCUGUGGAAAACAUGUGUGACCGACUCCACUGGCGUGUCAAACUGCAAAGACUUUCCUUCGAUGCUGGCUCUGGAUGCCUACAUCCAGGUGUGUCGGGGUCUGAUGAUCGCCUCUGUGUGUCUGGGUUUCUUCGGUGCCAUCCUCGCCCUGGUGGGAAUGAAGUGCACGAAGAUAGGAGGCUCAGAGACCACCAAAGCUCGUCUGACCGUCCUCUCAGGCUUCCACUUCAUCCUCGGAGGCCUGUGCUGCAUGACUGCAUGCUCGAUAUAUGCUCACAGGAUCACAACUGACUUCUUUGAUCCUCUCUUUGUUGCUCAGAAGUUUGAGCUGGGAGCAGCUCUCUUCAUCGGUUGGGCUGGAUCCGUGCUGUGCAUCCUGGGAGGACUUGUCUUCUGUCUCUCCCUGUCUGAAGGCUUCAGUAUGAGAGCUGAAUACUCCUACGGUGGAGCUGCGUCAUUCGCGACAGCGCGCAACAAGCAAAGCAAGACGACUAACAGCCUCCACAAGGAAACGGGGGAGCCGUCCAGACAGUUUGGAAGAAAUGCCUAUGUGUGAAAUUGAACUUAUUCAGUUACAAUUACAUGAGUUGAUUGAGGAUUUUCUUAUAAUAUUCUGUUUUCAUAGGAAACUCUCUCACCAGUUAAAGCGAAGGACAGCAUUUACUUUAUGAACUUUUGUGCCAGAACUCACAGUUUACACAGUGGCCAGA
Messenger RNA from Seriola aureovittata, 2618 nucleotides. Its product is annotated as claudin-10-like. Lineage: Eukaryota; Metazoa; Chordata; Actinopteri; Carangiformes; Carangidae. Gene Ontology annotation, biological process: cell adhesion; bicellular tight junction assembly. The transcript has 5 exons. The record is from RefSeq and is a predicted model, not a curated record. The coding region runs from base 1766 to 2464 and encodes 232 amino acids. Gene Ontology annotation, cellular component: plasma membrane; bicellular tight junction. Gene Ontology annotation, molecular function: structural molecule activity.